AUGGAGAAGAACGACAACAGGGUCGGGGAUGCGCUAGAGCUCAGCCCUCAUCAGGUCAGCUCAAGUAUUUCGCUAGCUACCUCGAGACAAUCGUCAGGUUGGACUACGUUGGGGGCGACGUGACAUCCUGAACGAUUUCGCCAUCAAGAGGACUCGGCGGAAGUGUAGACUAUCUUGAGCAAUCCAUAAGGAGGGUAACAUUGGUCGGUUCUUCUCGGGAGUGACUGGAGGUGAGAUCAGAAAGACCAAUUCGGGGCAUGGAGCGCGAGCGCUAUCGAUCGAAUACAUUCAGGUGGUCGACGUCUCCUGAGUGCAUGGGCUGUAUCGCACAUCCCUUAGAGAAGAGCUGUCUUGACAGAAAUCGCUCAUAUUCGCACCUCCGCUUUCAGACUGAUCGCAUGGAGAUUCCAGCAAUCCCAUCGGAGUCGAACGAAGGCCACUCACACAUAUGGUUGAUCUGGUAGUCAUUUUCACGCAUGGCUUGGUCUUUUAUCAGAAGUUCGGACCUAAUUUGUUGAAGGCUGUUCAUUAGCCUAAGAGUUUCGUAGUUAACCAUGUUUUAGCUAUCAGUGACUGUAAAAUUGAAGUUAUCCCUUGCCGUUUAGGGGAAUUCAUUUUCAGGCACACUUCGGUUGUCUUUGUGCCCAUCAGAAUCACGGUACUAUAAAAGACAAGCUCGUCGACACCGCCGGCCGAAAUGGUUUACUGGCUCUUUCUGCAUAACCUAGUCGAUCAGCUAGCUGAAUGAAGUCAGCUAGAGGUCGUAGCGCGAACAUACGUUGGAGGUGACUUUGAAGCAAUCUCUCCCCUCUCCACCCGCAAAAACUUUGGAACUUGACCUGUGAUAAUAAACACGAUUCAAUUCAGGCAAUUUUAGCGGCGUGCCACCAUGCUACAUUACCAACCACAGGUGAUCCUGAUAGAGACUGUCCCAGGAAGUAAACAAAGUAGACGUCAAGUGUGGUAUUCAAGAAUUCCGUGGUGUGAGAAGAGGUGUUUAGAGCAUAUCAAUUUCGCACGCAAUGUUUUACUGGUUCGCUCCUGCCUACAGGCUGCGUUAAAAGCAUGGGCGGUCAGGGAGGUUGACUUUAGCCGUAUGAAGAGGACCGAUCCAAGUCAAAUACCCUGGCGACUGAGAAUUAUGAACGAGCCAGUGACGUUUGACUGGUUUACUAGGCGCGAACUGCGGCCUGAUUGUAGGACGGGAUGUGGGGUUCUGUCGAGAACGUCCAUAGACCGGUAUCGUAAUGUCAAGCCGUUCGUGCUCAAGAAGUAUUAUCGAUGAGGAGGGGAGAGACUGAGAUUGACGUUUCUGGCCUGCUAUCCGUCAUCAGCUAGUUUCGAGCCCUCUCGGAGUGAGACCGAGCAAGGUAGAAAAUACCAUUUAUUUAGGGCGAUCGAUAACUUCGACCCCCUAGGUGACCUUGCACAUGCCCGACCGCAGUCGACAAGGCCUGAGUCCGUUGUUCGGUGGUGCAAGGCUUAACUGAGCGAUCACUAAUCAUAGAGCCCGCGAUCUUUCGGCCCAUGACCAAAGCACCAAGUCAACCACCUGCCUCCCGUAUCGCCGUCAGUGAUACUUCUCCGUCUUUGAAGUUUGUAAGGAACUGGUGAAGUUGCGGACAAAGUAACUAUGUCGGGGAAACCGGAAGACAGCUACGAACGUGAAUGGCCGAGCACGCAGCAGCGGUGCGGAGAAAUGACGCCAGCUCUCAAGAUGCGGCUCAUUCGACCAGAUCCGGCCGCACAUUCAAAUUCGACGAGGCCGAAAUUCUCGCAAGAGGGGACAACCGCGUGAGCCGUGAGCCUUCGCCUAGGCGGAGUAAUUAUCCACACGGAGAGCGCACAGGUGAACACUCGUCCCAACGCCAGGGUCGGUGGGUCAGAUGGUCGAGCAAUCAUCACACCUGUGAUGAAAUUGCAGCAAUUAACCACGCUAAUGUCGGCCAUCAAACAUUCAUCACAUCAAGGGCAACGCUCCCUGAUGAAGGGGAGAGCCGUGAAUAUUCAUAGGUACGCAUUGGCAUGACGACUGCAUCCUAUAAAUACUGCAGCUCCUUGUGCAUGAACUACGCGUAUCUGCCACUGUCUCUGAUUAUGGGUUCGAGCAGGAAUCCGAAACGUCAGGCUAAUAAAGCUCUUGUCCCAGCGAUCGUGUCUUCUUCUUCACGAUACCUCUCCGCGUUGGAUUUUGCUUGUGGCUCCAAACACUGAGACACACGUUUUCCAAGGCAAAUUUCACACACAGAAAGUUCAGCCAUGACGGGAGUAGCUGCUGGCUUCGAGUAGCGCUGUCGAAAGUGCGUGACAUCUCUCCUCUAUGCGGUUGGCGUAAUAAUGGCGCCAUACACUCGCUUGUGAGGUGGGCGAACGCAACUUAAUUUCCACUGCAGUGUGUGAUGAGUGUGAGAACAUAAAUUACAGCAAGUUUGCCAGUUUUCCGAAUGCCGUUGUUGUCAGGUCGAUAGCAAGUGGAGACUUUAGAGGAGAGCUGGUUCACUGUUUCCGUGUCCAUGGUGAUGAGGGACGACGAAAUUUAGUAGCGCUUACCUAGUACACCCAAACCCUGUUUCGUUCGUUGAAAAUGCAGAUAUCCACGCCAUAUCGCCUCAGUAAUUUUCGUUUCUGCCAUACGGACAUCUAUGCUUUGAGAUACUGCAAUACAGUCGCUCUAGAGUUGGUGAGUUCGUCUUUUGGCUAGCAGCAGCAGCAGCAGCAGCAGCAGCAGCAGCAGCAGCAGCAGCAGCAGCAGCAGCAGCAGCAGCAGCAGCAGCAGCAGCAGCAGCAGCAGCAGCAGCAGCAGCAGCAGCAGCAGCAGCAGCAGCAGCAGCAGCAGCGUAGGGGCUACGCCGUAAGCCAUUAUGAUUCUUGUCCACUCAGUGGCGUAAUGGCCUUUUCGGUAAUCGACCCUGUCCUGAGCGAAGCACGGUAGGUAAAUAAACUGCGGCGUCUCUAGUUUUCAAGCAAAGCAGUCAUUUCCGCACUUCCCCCUAGUAGCGAGCAGGAAAUCGGCAUUGGCUGACCUGAUGUGGAAGUGGGUUUUCUGACUCACCAAAUAUCUCUGCAGCAGAAAAAUUCGACUGGAAGACAAAGGAGAAUUCGAUCGGGCCAGCAUCGGUCACGGUGAGGCUGGAUCCCUUCUGAAGGACCCCUGUCAAGUCUGUGAAAAUGUGGCAAUCAGUAGGAGAUUUUAUGUCAUGUUUUUUGCUUCGCAAAAAGAUUACCAUGUUUUAGAUGCUGCAAAUUUAUUUCUUAAUUUUUAAAUGGCUGCCUGGGAUAAGCGUCCGGGCCAUUCGCAAUCGGAGUGAAUAAUUGGAUAUUUUACCGACUUUAUGUUGACAGAUUUACCGCAGAAGAGGAACUUUCAUAGGAAUUAGUUGAAUAAACGACAAAAUGCCCCGAUUUCGUCAUGCCUGUGUCCGCAGUGCUCUCGUAAAUAAGCCGAACCUCCCUUUUCCUGAGUGAAACACACUCGGGAGAUGGUUGGUUUGCCGCGAGCCCUCCUCUAGUACAACUUACAGCCGCGUGCCCGUGUUUCAAAACAGAACUGCUACAUCUAAACUAGGCGGUCUCAUCGUAAUCCUUGUUAAACCUAUCAUCACAUAGCCUGAUCCGGCUUAGCCUUUCCCGGGUUGCAACUAAACGCCAUUAUUGUAUCCACCUGUGCGUCAAGCCUGGGCUGUGUGCGUUUGCCUAUCGAAUGGCGUUCAUGCAUUAUCCAUCGCCCUUCUGGAAUGCUGUGCCAAUGCGCAUUCGAUUCAGUCGUUGUCGAAAAAUAGUAGCCGACAGUGGAUACCGUAGGAGCGUUAACUAUGUGGAGAGUGCCGAUUCUUCCUCGCAUGGCUUUAGAGUGGGGGCUUUAAAGUUAGAUCCCAAAUUGAACGCUUUCUCGCAUGCUCCCAGGAAGUGGAGAAUCUUCUAAAUGGCAGUUUAUCUCAAUUCUAACUCAUCGGAGCCCAUUGUGAAAAAUCCGACGAUCAACAAUUAUAACUGGUAACCUGGAGGUCUUCGCAUCACCAUACGGCUUAACAACAAGCAGCAAGAAAUGUACCACCUCCUUUUAUCGAAGUGGUCAAGGCAUGUGCGUAAAUUCACCUACCCUUUGCUCACAAUAAAGGAUGCGUCAGAUCCUUAUUCGGAAGCUAAGAGGCACGGAAGGCUUUUGUGGAGGCCUCUAGUAGACACUCAACAGCGGAGAAAACGUAAACGCACAACCGGGCAUCCACAAGGUUACUUACGUAGUCUACUCGCAGAGGCACACACGUGCAACGUACCACAUGCCCGUCAUGCCUGUCAUGUACAAUCUGAUUGGUUUACUUGAAGUCUCGACCUUGAGAACAAAACUGCGCGACCUUCUCGUGCGUACGUCCCACGACGGUGGACGUCGGCCAAUCAACGUACGACAAGGGUAAAUUGCCCCUACUCGCGGCGGUGGUAGUGCAGGCACUGGGGUGGGUUUUACAGGGGAUGCCAGCUCAACAGUUGGCAACUCAUAGGUACUGUAGGGAGAGGAAUUCAAUAAAUUGGGUACCCAGUGCGGCAGAUCGACCUCUCACUACUGAGCCGAGCUAUGCACAAAGACAAACGUGUACACUGUGACACACUCGAACUCACGUGCCAUCUCCUGACGCCCACGCCAACUACGUGGCUAUUAAGUUUGUGUGCGUAAUUUGGGACGUACGCAUGACAAAAAGACCACCUAAAGGAAGAAAAUAACUCUCCAUUUUGAAAUUGGAUUGCAGUGUUUGUGGUUUGCCACAAGCUGAAGGAAAAGACGGGUACCUAAAUGUCGCGUCCCGUCAAAAUGCAUGUGGGAGCUCUCCCAAAACGUAAGGUGGAGUCGUUUUCUGAGUAGUAAAAUGUCAGUCAAGCCCUUAAGAGAGGGGUUUUGCCGUUUUGUCGUGUGUCUAUUUUUUUAAACAGAACCAACUGCCUUAAUGUGUUAAGGCAGACUAAGAGAUAUUAGAAAACCCACACAUCCACAGAAACGCAAAAACAAUCACCCGAAGUCUUGUCGGAGGCUUUCUUCUGGGCCGUUGCAGCCACAUCUACAGGGAUACAUAGUGGCGGAUACUGUCUUCAUUCCAAACUGAAGAAUGGGCCUAAUUUUAGUUUGAACUACUAUUCUGUUGGGAUGGUAAGGCAAACAAAAGUCAUCUGAAGUCCGUGAUUGCGUCAACUUUCUGGCUGUAAGUAACCACACAAACGUAAAAAGGACUAGGUCGGAUGGGAAAUUUUGUGUCCAUUUAAAUGCGACAGGGAGAAAGGGCCAUUCACGUAAUCGCUUAGUGAACAUAGAACUACGAAGAAAACAAACAAUGGGUAAACAUUGGUUUUAUUGGUUGUCACAGAUCGCCCCAGAACUUCGUUGCGAGUUAUUCAUAACGGAGCUUGGAGUGAGUAGGCACCGUCAGAGAGACAUCCCCUCCAGCACGAGUUGCCAAACCAGUCCGCUAAUGAUUCCUUCGUCGAAGGGAUUAAAGGCGUGCCCGAGGAUUACUGUCUGCUGGUCUGGAUGGUUUUUUCCAAGCUCAUAAAUCCUGGAAGAGUAGUUCCCUCCGUAUAAAAAUGUACAAACUUUGCCUUAUUCACUCAUAAAUCUGCAUUAGAGUUUCUCGUAAUAGAACAAAUGUUUCCGCCUAACUUUGAACCAAAUUUCCAGACACGCAAAGAAUGCAUUAACACGUUCAGCGCUCGUUUUUUUCUGAUUAACGUCGUCUGGUUGUGUGACUAUUGUACCUUUUCAUUAUGAGAUACAUAUUACUGCUAAGUCUUUCUGAAAACCAAUUGCUCUGCGCAGGCAAAGCCUCAGCAAUAAGUAUGGUGGAGGGGAGGGCUGUCACUACGCUUACUGAUGGACUGAAAAGCGAAAAAAACACAGAAAGCGCGGGAAUUAACACUGUUGCCAAUUGCCAGUAGAAGCGAAAUAAGAGUCCCAGGAAGCAGUCGUGAAGACGGAGAAACGAUUACUGAAACAUGAGCUUUAUUCCCCUGGCGUUUCGGAUUCCUGCUCAAACCCAUAAUCAGAGACAAUUACAACUACGGGUGCUUCAGGCACAAAGGGCUGAAGUAUUUAUAAAAUGCAGCAGCCGUGCUACCGCAUACCCAUAACAAUUCACGGCUUCCCCCUUCAUCGACGAUUGUUGCACCUGAGGUGAUCAUUGUUCAAUGGCCGACAUUUGCGCCGUUACUCGCUACAUGUAAUCACGGGUGUUUGAUGUUGGUGUGAUGACUGCUCCACCAUAUGACCCACCGACCUUGACGAUGGGAACACCAAUGGGUUCGUCGAUCUCGGGGCUCAUCGCUGAGGCGGUCCUGCAACGGUAGGAGUCGCUGGUCAUCCAACACCAUAGACCGAAGUUCUGGGCCACGUAUGUAGAUGAUACCCUCGUCGUUAUCGACGGGGAUCAAUUGGUGGCAGCGAUCGUUUCCCCUUCUUCACGACUGUUGCCAAUACCACCCAAAUCGCCAAGUCAUUAUCGCACCAAUAAUCCACUCUUUUGAAGAAAUUGCAGCAAUUGUCGACUCGGUUGCGGACUACCAAACAAUUCUUGCAUUAAGUACAACCACCCGCGAUUAGUGUGAUAGUGGUCUCAUGACAAGUGCACCCUAUAAAUACUGCAGCACUUGUACAAACAUCGCCCUGAUCUGAUGCAAUCUCUAAUAUUGGAUUCGAGUGAGGAUCCGAUGCAUCAGGUGUAUAUAAUUCUCGCGGCGAGGAGUACCGACGAAGAGAGGGGAAAUUGCGACGGUCAUUUCUGCUGAUGGCAGCCAGUAAGGCAGAAAUUGUCAUUCCAGUCUCCCUUGUCUUUUGCGGUACUCACCUCAGCAUUUAUCCAUAGCCGCUAUAUGACUGCGAUAAAAUGUGGUUAGGUAGCUCCACCUGAUGGACACAAUACUGUUGGGGUUAAGGCUAGGUGUUAGGGUUAGGCUUUAGGGCAACUAUUCCUCACCUACUCACAGUACAACUGUGCAUUCUCAAUAGUUUUUUCUUCUGCAAACAGUCGCUUGACCUCGUCGCCUGUGCGUUUCACCGGCCCCGCACUACAGGUGGCUGGGGUUUAUUUACUUCAGGUGGGGCUACAUAACCACCUCUGAUCACGACUGCCUUUGAGGACACUAGAUUGAGCCUCAAGGCACAAGGAACCCGUAACCCGAUCGAUGGAGGCAAUUCCAGGAUAGUAAGAUUUUCGCUUCAGCAACCGCAUCUCUUUCCUCUGAACCACUUCCUGGCUGUAAGUAGCCACACCAAGGUAAAAAGGACUAGGUCGGAUGGGGAAUUUUGUGUCCAUUUAAAUACGACAGAGAGAAAGGGCCAGUCACGUAACCGCUUAGUGGACAUAGAACUACGAAGAGAACAAGCAAUGGGUAAAAAGUGGUUUUAUUGGUUGUCGCAGAUCGCCCCAGAACUUCGUUUCGGGAGAGCUCCCACAUGAAUUUUGACGGGACGCGACAUUUAGGUACCCGUCUUUUCCUUCAGCUUGUGGCAAACCACAAACACUGAAAUCCAAUUUCAAACUGGAGAGUUAUUUUAUUCCUCUAGGUGGUCUUUUUGUCAUGUGUACGUCCCAAAUUACGCACACAAACCUAAAAGCCAGGUAGCUGGCGUGGGCGUCAGGGGAUGGCACGUGAAUUCGAGUGUGUCACAUCGUGUACGUUCGCCUUUGUGCAUAGCUCGGCUCAGUACUGAGAGGUCCAUCUACGUUCUCGCACCAGGGUAGUGUUCAUUUGCUGACAUUGUAUUCAAGGGGGGAGGGUGGUGGUUAAACUCGUCCUGAGUAAAACUGGCUACACUUCCCACACGAAAAUAUCCACGGAAUGUUUAGUCAGCCCAGAUAUGACAACUCCAGAAUAGAGUUGUGAAAAUUCCCACUGAAGAAUUCAAAAGACAACUUGGCGAGCAUACGUAAGCUUUCGGUAAAUUCUCAUCAGGCCUAUACAUCUAUACUGCUAUCGAAGUGAUUAAAAAGAAAAUGCGGGCAAGUAGAAGUUUUUCUGUAGCCGGGGUUUGGGGGGAGGGUCUGGGUGGGUGAGGUGAAAAACAAAAUUACCGUCAGUUUCAGGGGGGAGAAGGAGAUGGCGGGCACUGGGACGGGUAAUUAUACGCAAGUGGCUGGCAUGGUGACUUUGGCCCAUGAGGACUGUGGGGCCUGUACGAAGUUCUUUUGUGCGCAUAGAACUGGUUUGUAUAGCCUGAUUGCAGCCGUCUCUGCUGUUUCCAGCAGACGCUGUCCAAGUGGUUUUGGAUAGCUUGACGGGACCGUGUAAAUCACCCGGAAAGCUUGGCCGGCAUCUAAACAGUGAUCUGUGCCUACCAUGUGGACAAGGAUAGAGCCGCUGACGGUCUUUAUUUGGCUCUUUGCUAACCAUGCUGGAAUGUGUUCUCUUAUUCUUUUGGACAAACGCCGUCUCGUGCGACCAAUCUAUUCUGCCCACAGGAGCAGAUGGAGGAGUAAAUACACAUAGAAGUGGUCUGGGCUGGCAGUUUGCCCUUGCCCUCUCCUCAUAGGUUGGGACUAGUGGUGAGGAGUACACGGGCGUCAGCUGCUGGAAGGGUGCGUGAUACAACUUGAGUUAUGCUCCUUCUUAGAAGUUCAUUUGGUGCGUCCCCUUGAAAUGGGACCCUGAUGAAAAGCUUCUUCUUUUCUGUCGUCAACAUCGGUUUGGAAAGAGCCAAAUGAAGAACGUCAACAGCUCUAUCCUUGCCCACAUUGUAGACACAGAUCACUGUGUAAAUACCGGCCGGGCAUUUCGAGUGAUUUACACGGUCCGCCAAACUAUCCGAAACCACUUAGACAGCCUCUGUUGGCAACAGCAGAGGUGACUGAAAUCGGACUAUACAAAUCAAUUCUAUGCGCACAAAAGAACUUCGUACAGGCCCCACAGUUACCAUGGUCCAAAGCCACCAUGCCAUGGCGGUCACCAUACCCGUCCCGGUGACCGCCAUCCCCUUCUCCCCCCCUGACACUGACGGUAAUUUUGUUCUUCACCUCACCCACCCAGACCCUCCCCCCAAACCCCAGCUACGGAAAAAGCUUCUACUUGCCCGCAUUUUCUUUUUAAUCACUUUGCCAAGUUGUCUUUUGAACUCCAGAAUAGGCGAGAAUUGAGUAGCUGCUGCCUAUGUUUUCACAUCGACGAGCAUAGGGGUGGACUCAGAGACCGCAACAAGAACUUUAUUCGUCUGACGGUUUUAAUUUACAUCAGAGACUACAUCAGCGGACACAGAGAGGCAACAGCUCCGGCACCCAUCGUGGGCUGUCGUAAUUGCUGCAAUAAUUGUUUGGCCGGCCAUGCCUGAGCCAUUAAUGGCUCAAACCCCGGCAAAGGCGACUGGCAUGAUAAUUGCCCGACUGUUUGGCAUUAUAGAAUUGCCCCUCGAGGCAGCGUACACAUUCACGCCGUCCACGUUAAUAAUGUCCCCGCACAGGGAGAGCCCUAAGAGGACAAAGGGAAGGGAGAUGGAGUAGAUCACUGCCUUUACUGAUGUACUGCAGGCCAGAGAGUUAGGAGUCGAGUAGCUCGUCCCCCAUGUUGUCACCCCCGUUGGCUAGGAUUCCAGCUUCGCUGCCGAAUGAGUCGGGGGGGGACUGGGAUCUGUGCCAAUCAUCUUCACCGCUGGUGUGUGUUCGGCCAUACGUGUCCAGAACCGUCUUCCCGCCCCCCCGGCCAUAGUGUCCUAUCCGAAGUCGCAGCAGAUCAUGCAAACGAGUCCCUUGCAGUGGCAUAAAAGCGCUUUGUUUUAGUGCGUCAAAAGUACUCCUGUAAGACUGACGCCUCUUUCAAUAACAGUUUCCACAUAGAGCUGCACUCUCGUGGCUACAUUGUUUCUUCUCAUCCUACUCGCCCAUAUACGCGUGUAUAUUUAGUACUGGAGUCUAAACAUGGCCUGGUUUGUCUAUUGCCCCCUUUAUGGAAAGGAACUGGGAUUUGCAUUCGGGAGUACAAGUUUGAGUUCAUUGCUGGACCACUGAGUCGUGAACCCAGGCUUGUCGACUGCAGCUAAGUUUAUGCUAAGUUCUGUCCACUCCUGUGACCUGAACGCGUGAACGGACGUGGGCGGACCGAUCAGGACCCGAGUAGCAAAAAGAAAAAACUCCAAGCUUAUUCGCCGUUGUAAACUGUCCUUAGCACAACUGCAGAAUGAAAAGAUUCAGGUCGGUAGGAUAGAGCAAACUAGGGGAUGCGUAUGCAUACGCGCACACCGAUCGGCAUUUUGAGGAUGACCUCAAAAACACUUCUGCGGCCCCGUCUCACGCGAACCAGCUGGGGAAAAAGGUAUUAGAAGCGAUCGGCGGAGUUUCCACGGUAUUUGAGGAAGGUGCUAUUGGUAGGUGCACCGCCUCAAAGGGCUGUCGAUCCGAAAUGAGUCAACUAGAGUCGACUGACGCAGAAUACGGAUGACAAGCUUUGUUUUUGAAACAAGCACACGCGGUAGGAUAUGCUGGUGCCAAAACGUUUCCAGCCUGUUCAUCGACUGCCUCGUCAGAAUUCUAUGGCAACACCGUUAACUGAGCACGCAAAGGCGAGAGGAAAGACAUGAUAGCACGGGAGCGAAAUUCCUGCGCGCGCUGCAUAGGCAACGAUAGGGUGUAGGACCCCCAACCAACUGGAACUAGUCUGUGGACCGUGUCAUACGUUGAGUGGUGGUAGAGGGGGCUUUACGGGUGGGGCAAAACACAGGACGAAGAGCAAGAAGACACAGACAGUAGAUAAAUUUUAAUUGGCUGUCAUUUGGCAAAGAAAGUGAGUGCAGUGAUUAAAAAAAUAAACAAAAAGCAAUUUACGAAAAAUAACGGACACUGAUUAAAACGUCGCCGGUAAGUUUACAUUUAGUCAGGAAAGGAAGGAAAUUUUAAACAAUGCGAACAAGGAAUAAUAAGUGGUGUUUACAGUCGCACUGAAUUUUAGGGUAUAUUUUGGAGUUGCCAUUCACCUGUGGUUUCUUCAUCCGAUCGUCACUUCUACAUGCACCGAAAGCAUCCCGGGAUCGGCCAACCGCCUCCUCGCAUCACCCAAAGUAGCGACGACAUGCAAACCAGGGGGUGACCACCCGAUGUUGAACGAUGAGGUGGAAAGACAAACUGUCGUGAUUGAAGAAAAACUGUGGAAUAGUUCAUCGCAUCUGGCGCAUUUAUUGUUGGUUGACAUGCCACGGUGAUUGACAGGAGACAGGAGCCGGUGGCCCUAGACAUCAAUUCCAAGAAGUUUAAAGUUAGGACAACGAUUAUUGUCAAGCUAAAGAAGCGGGAAAUGUAGCGCAAAACCACCUAUCAUACUGGGACUACCUAUUCUCGUGUUUUAUCGAGUUAUCCAGCUGCCGUCACCUUGGAACUAUUCUCCUCCUACAUUGGAGGAAACUGGAGCAGCUAAUGUCUGACUAGUAAAAGUUGGGAAGUACAGUGACUUGCUAAUUCAGAUUGAGUUUCGUAGACUUUGGAAGGCGAAUCGAGAGCAGCUUCUGGAAACUGUGGUUACGGGGACCGAGCGUUACGAGAAGCAGUUCAAGCACAUCCCGGCUUCGCAGCGACACCAGCCGCUAAAAGUUUGGCCUACUGAAAUCAGAGGGGUCUUCGAGGCCAACGAUGCAUGCGAGAGGGGGCUGCUUCCGAGAAGUGACUCCAAAACCUUCUGGUGACUGAAUUUAGGCUGUCCUUAGUAACAGCGUCAUUUUUACAUUUAUACACUCGAAUUUGCACCCGAGACACUUGAAGUUGCCUGGUGUGGCUCGGUAGGAGACCACGUCAGGGCGUGGGGGUGCUUCAGUUUGGUGUUUUGCUGUAAUUCGUCGAAUCAAAGAAGAAUGCCUACACUCACCCGCCCGGUACACUAGUUCGUCAUAUUCCAUGUAUAUGUUGUGAUCCUGUGAAUCAGCCGGUAGUAACCGACUUAUAUGGCCAGCUCUCAGUCAUGCCUGAAGGCGUAACAGUGGCACGGUCCGAGACCACUCAUUGGAACGACCCGAGGACCAGGCUUUUUCGCAGGUAAGCCUCGCUGGAAGCCGUCCAAGUGUUCACAGUUCGUGAGUAUUCCAAACAACCCCUAGGCAGGGCAACGGUCUUCCUGGUUCAUAGACCAUGCAUUAAGACUGAAAACUAGCGAACCUAUUUGCUCUCCUCGACAGGAUGGUUGGGUCGGUCGAAGGAACUCUGAUGGAUUACCAGAUAGCCAGCUAUCAGCGUUGAUAACGCCUUUCUUGCCCUGAGGAUAAGGAGACUACGGGACUGAAAAGUGUAGAAAAAGCCGCAAGUGCCUCUUCUUGACAUAUCGAGGACAGCACCAAAGUGCGUCUGAUGGCAACUGAAAUAAAAUAGCGCUUGAGGCAAUCAAAUUAGCGGAGCCGUUUCCAAAUCUUUCUCCAAAUCAGCAAAAUCACUUGAAGCAGUCAGAAAGCAUGAACACAGUGCGUCCAGCAUUCACAGGAAACAACUACCAGCAAAGCGCUCCGAAAACUGUCACUGCUCUGCAGGAGAUCGCAAGCAGAAGCCAAAAAGACCAGUAGCAGUUUUGGCACGCCAUGUGAUGUGCCAAAAAAGUUUUGUGUGCAAGAGAGCACACAGUCAAAUGAUUUGGCGUUGGUAGGAUCCAUCGAGCAGAAGCUGGUGCGAGAGAGAGAGGGGGUCACGUGAAACAAAGGCCAUUUGAACGUAGGUACUAUACUCAUCAGAUACUGCGACGCAACUGCACACGUUAUUACGUGGGUAAGGUCGCAGGGAGGCUCACUGCGCGACUGCGUUAACAGGGAGUGGAGGGGAGAAAGGGCGAUCCGCCGUCCCAAGUCGCUCCCAACACUCUUGGCGGGGAUGCCUGAUUCGACUUAACGUUCCCGCGACAAAGUGGAUUUGUAUCUGCAAUAGAAAAGUCAUAUCUCCCGAGGUGACAGAUCUGACUUCCACCUACCACGCUCUGGGAUCCCACUGCAUCGUUUUCAGUCAAGGAUGUAGACAGUUAUCACUCAGCGAUGCAUUAACAAGCGCAAUAACCUCCCGCCUCCGUAUUCUGUGUUGUCAUUUUGCCUGAGCAAAAUAGUUGGCCACGCGGGGAGGACACGGCCGAUCAACAUUUCGUGUGACGGUGGGCUAAAUUUCCGAGUAAUCAUCGCGCCAAGAAUCAACAGCGGUGAUGAAAGCACGGCGAUUAACGACUCACGUGCUGACCAACAAGCGAUCAUCGCAAAGAGGAUUUCCAGCGACGAACGAACGCACCGCCAAUUAUUGUAUGCAAGUGAUUGUCGGGCGACUGAGUCCUAUAAAUACUGCGCUCCUUGUACCUGUGGUUGUCUUUGAUGACGGGUUCGAGCGAGAGUCCGAAACGUCAGGUCAAUAAACCUCCUGUUCCAGCGAUCGCAUUUCCCUCUUCUGAACUGCUUCCUGGGCGUCCCUUAUCCGUUUCUGCCGACGAUCACUGAUCACUUUUAUAGCCCCUGAGGGCGGUCUGGUUCGAGGGACCAGUUCGCCUCCACCUUCCCAUCUAAAAAGUAAGUUGGAGCUAAUUUUUGUCUAUAUUCCUGAAAUUAAGGUUAUUUGCGGCUACUGGAGAAGGCUGCGCUGCUUGGACUGAUGGAAGUCGGGCCAGAGUAAAGCGAGUGAAUUUAAUCAAUAAUUCGAUUGGCGAAGUUACGACUUAGUUAAGGAGAGGCUCAACAAGAAUGGGCACAUACUCCUGGCGUCAACUCACUGUUGCCCAUGAUCUGCAAGGAAUUAGAAUUAACAUUUUUAGUGAGUUAUGAACCCCCCCCCCUUCUUUCAGCAAACGAUCUCUACUAACAAGGUCAGUUUACUUACUGGUUUCCGCGCUGUGCAGCAAACUAGCCAAUCUGAACCAACCUAGGUCCGUAUCUCACAAGGUCAUCACUAUUCGCGCAAGAAGGGCCUUCCCCCUCCCCCGGCCUCCCUUUUUCUGCCUCGGCAGCCCAGUUGGUAUCGCUGUGGGCGUCGGAUAGAUCGAGAUAAGACUGUGAUUUACGAUUGCGUGGGAAACCUGGGUUUACUGUGUCGCCUCGGCGAAAGAGUCGACUCGGCGGCAGCGGCGGCGGCAGUGAAUCGAGAGUGCACAUACGCGCGCUCGCUCGCUCGCCUGCUGGCUUUCUCUCGCCAGCGGGCGCGCGGCUAGCUGUGUCGUGGCUACGUGCGAAAAAAGACAGCGGCGAAAUCUGAUUGGCCAGCAGGCGUCAACAUUGGUAUGCAGCGAUUCACUUUGGUGGGGGUAAAAUAACUCAGCAGCUGCCCGGGAAAUCAGGCCGGGCGAUCUUACAGUUUACGUAGACAAACCAAAUGCGAGUAUGUGGAGGGAAAACAACAUCGCAACUAUCGGUGCUGUUUCAUCCGUUGUAGGUCCGUUAGGAGCUGUGAUGUUUCCUACUUUGGCGCCGAUUUUUAAAUUGGAAAUGCCAAGCCAGGAAGACCUCGGAGGCUGUAAUCUGGAUCCCAAAGCGACCAUCCUCCACUCAUUUAAUAACAAAUAACAUAUUUAAUUUCAUGCGUGGAAUCAUAUAGUUAGCUCCUUUUGAAGGCGUUUGAAAUUACUAGGGCUUGGAGACUUAACACAUUCAUACAAGUACUACAUGCCUGUUGUAUGUAAUAAAUUACCUACUCUUCUUUGACACUUGCCUUACGUGUUGUUUUUUUUGACGUUAUUUUAACCAAUAGGGAGUUCAAGGGUGUUAGCCUACCUUUCCCUUUAUGAAAAUGAACUGAACUGACUCUAGCCUUCGUCAAAAAACUACAGGAUUAAUAGCAGAAGUGGGAAUGUCAGUACUACGUUUUGUACCUCGAUCGGGGCUGAAAUUAGUGACAAUCGGCACUAUGGGCAGAAAAUAGUCAGAUUUUUUGAGCAUAUUCCUCAAAAAUGUUUCGCAAACAAGACUUUUAAGAACUUUGCCGAACAAAACAGAAGUAAAGCUCGAAAGCCGAUUUGUGGCUUAUUUUCAGAUGCCAGUUAGUGAGUUCUUAGUCCGAGGGAGCGAUUUCCUCAGAUUUAACAUCUAGAUCACUGUCUGGUCCAUCUAUACUUAUAUGUAUGGAUAAGGAGGUUGGAGACUGAUAGAGCAUCGGAGCCAUUUGUUUGUUUUCCUGGGAUGUCGAACUCGUACAGGAGCGUAGCGUAAGAGAUAACAGCAGCAACUGAACACCUGAGGACCAUUAAUCAAUAAACGACCUGUGCCGCAGGUCUGGACGCGGCUGCGCAGAGCUCGUUACUCCGGUUCCGAAUCGAUAUAUCGAUUGACUGAGUUCAUAAGGCAGGUUCAGGCUUAAAUCAACUAUCGGUAAGCCUUACUUCUUCACAUAGCAUCGUUUAUGAACCACUGGAUGGUUGCUGUAAAAUUCGAGUCCUAGUAUGGGCUAUGCGAUAGAUACGCUGGACCAACACGGGGGCUAGAUUGCAGUCCGGCAGACGUUAUUGGGAAUGCGCACCCACAACAAAUGUCAACAUUGGGGCGUAGUAGCACGCCCAGCUGUCGGUCCACUUAGCGCCAAUUGGCAUUUGUGCUCUCCCCCCCCCCCAACUGGUGUUGUGAUGUAAAAUCCUGGUCAGUAGUGCGGGCCAGGGAGCGUAGGUAUUCGCCCUGCUAGUCACACUUACCCUCUUCGGCCUUCGGUCUUCUUGACUCUGUCUUGACACCGGGUCCAGCUGGGGAGGAGAAGAGAGUGUGGUAGAUACUGCGCAAGUUUACUGCUACUGGAAACGAACUCACGCACAAGUCACUAUCCCUGCCCUCACCCUGUUGUGGAGCACACGGUGGACAUCAUCGAACUCGGCGGUCAAACUAUCGUCGUCGUGUCGCUGUAAAAACUGAGAUUUUGUGUGGUGCUCGAUGUCCUCUUGUUAAUCAUCAUCUCAAUGUCCCCGUUAGGAGUUCGCCUGACGAACACAUCAAAGAAGGGCAGCAGGUGUGUUACGACUCGGCCUGGUACUUGACUUCACGUGGAGCAUAUGCGUACUCGAUCCUUGUCCCCAAAAGCAAAGCGACAGAGAAGGAGAACACGAACGGCUACGGAAAAGUGUAUUAG
Messenger RNA from Spirometra erinaceieuropaei, 16010 nucleotides. The record is from the annotation of a GenBank genome assembly. Lineage: Eukaryota; Metazoa; Platyhelminthes; Cestoda; Diphyllobothriidea; Diphyllobothriidae.